Messenger RNA from Ipomoea nil (Japanese morning glory), 1755 nucleotides. RefSeq lists its product as uncharacterized. Gene Ontology annotation, biological process: DNA integration. Bases 1 to 1755 code for a protein of 584 amino acids. The transcript has 3 exons. NCBI's taxonomy places the organism in Eukaryota, Viridiplantae, Streptophyta, Magnoliopsida, Solanales, Convolvulaceae. The record is from RefSeq and is a predicted model, not a curated record. Gene Ontology annotation, molecular function: nucleic acid binding.
AUGUUGAUGAGGCCACUUCCAGAUGUUAAUGAAGCCUACUCUAUGAUUGCUCAACAAGAGAGACAAUUCCACAUGGCCUACAAUGGUUUUGGGAGUCAGUUAUACCAAGCAAGGGAAAGUAGUACUGCUGCUAGUGCCCUUCUGGCCAGAACAAAUACUAACCAUCAGCAAGGAUUCAAGAAAGCAUCAGGGUUCAACAAGAAACCUGUGUGUACAUAUUGUGGGUUCACAAGUCAUACUCAGGACAAGUGUUAUAAACAGCAUGGAUAUCCUCCCGGAUGGAAACCAAGGCCAAGAAACCAAUCUGUGAACCAGAUCCAAUGUCCACCAGCAACACAGCAUCAGAAAUCUGAUGGGAAUAUGGCAUUCACUCAAGAUGAUGUGAAAACAUUCAUGGAGUUCAUACAUGCCAAGAAAUCAGUUGGAGAGAGUCUCAACUCACCUCUGGACCUCAAGCAGCCCUCACACGCUCUUGUCAACACUGUGGCAGUGGAAUUCCAUAAUGAAGGUAUGCCUCCUUUAGUAAGUUCUAUUAAACAUGGUAGAACAGAUUGGAUUAUUGAUAGUGGUGCUACACACCAUAUUGUGUGUGAUUUAGAGCUGUUAAACAAUCAGAAAAGGGCACAAAAUAUGUAUGUUAGCAUGCCAAAUGGGCAGCAGGCUGCCAUUGAUUUUACAGGAUCAGUUUACCUAUCUGAUGAUUUGAUUCUACACAAUGCUCUCUACAUCCCUGAGUUCCAUUACAACUUGAUUUUUGUGAGCUCUUUCAUUAAACACUCUAACCACACUGUGAAGAUGUACUCUGAUCAAUGCAUUAUACAGGAUGUUCCCCAUGGCAAAAUGAUUGGAAGAGCUGAGCUGAGAAAUGGACUGUAUUACUUAGUUUUUCCCAUUCCUGCACAUCCUGUAUGUAGUUCUAUUUCAGUUGCAAAUAAAUAUAUAUGGGGUUCUUAUAAAGUGCCCACUACUCAUGGCCAUCAUUACUUUCUCACAAUUUUGGAUGAUCACAGUAGAGCUGUAUGGAUAUAUCUGAUGAAGUCCAAAGCAGAAGUUAGAGGACUGAUCAUUGAAUUUUGCAAUCUUAUUGGGAACCAGUUUGGGGAAAACAUAAAAUGUAUCAGAUCAGAUAAUGGAUUGGAAUUUAAGAUGGUGGAAUUCUUCAAGCAGAAGGGGAUCAUACAUCAGACCUCCUGCACUUACACACCUAAACAAAACAGUAGAGUGAAGAGGAAACAUGCCUAUAUAAUCAAUAGACUUCCAUCUGCUGCCAUCAAUAACCAAGUUCCAUAUCAGGUUCUAAUUAAGAGGACCCCAUCCUAUCAACACUUGAGGGUUUUUGGAUGCCUACCAUAUGCCACCAUUGUUGGGCCCAAGACAAAGAUGGAAUCCAGAGUCAAGAAAUGCAUUUUUCUUGGCUAUGCAGGUGGAACAAAAGGAUACAAGGUGUAUGACCUUGCCUUCAAAGAGUUAUUCAUAUCUAGGGAUGUUGUUUUCCAUGAGCUGGUAUUUCCCUUUCAACACUCUAUAACUCUAGAAGUAGGAUCUGAAAUCAUACUUCUUACUAUGAUUCCUGCAUCUCUUGAGGACCAUGAGGUGCCUCAUACUCAAGGUCAAGCUAGUAGAGAAAGUGAAAAAGCUUGGCCUCAUCAGGAUCUCACUCCUCAACAGUCACCAGCUAGGGAGAGUGAUCACAACCAAUCUCAUCCAGCACAACCACCAAGUGAGAUGCAAAGUCCAGCAAGCAGUUGUACGUGA